Culex pipiens pallens (northern house mosquito) is the source of this 4755-nucleotide messenger RNA. Its product is annotated as calpain-11-like. NCBI's taxonomy places the organism in Eukaryota, Metazoa, Arthropoda, Insecta, Diptera, Culicidae. Gene Ontology annotation, biological process: proteolysis. The transcript has 11 exons. Gene Ontology annotation, molecular function: calcium-dependent cysteine-type endopeptidase activity. The record is from RefSeq and is a predicted model, not a curated record. The coding region runs from base 1931 to 4294 and encodes 787 amino acids. Gene Ontology annotation, cellular component: cytoplasm.
ACGAGUGAACACACGUCUGGUCGAAGAGGGAUCGUGCGCGAGUUUUUCAUCCACGUGCCGGCUUUGGGGAUCAGCUGGUGGUUUGGUGAGGUUCAGACUUGUUGGCGGAAGAACCUGAAGAAAGCGGAUUUGUGCUUCGUGGUGUGAUUUUCUUAAUUAGGCUCUGGUGGAUGCUUUGAAGGGAAGAACUUUGUGGAUAUUAGCAAGGAAGAAGUGUUGGUUGGGGGUGGUUUCAGUGCUUAAACGAUAUUUAAGUAUAAAAUAAAUUGAAUUAAUUAUGUUCAACGGGCGAUAAGCGAGCGAACUCGAUGAGGUCCGGAUGGUUUCUGUGGUCGAUUAAUGUAACGCUGGAGAAUUAUCCCAAUGUGGUUCGUUAAGAACUCCAUGGGCAACAACACACGGACUUACCGAUAAAACGGGACAAGUACAAGCGAAUUAAAUAAAUAUAUGCUGACAAACUGAGACUGACUGACUGCAGCAGCAGCUGCUUGCGAACGUCGUCGGUGGAACCGUUGAAACUAAGUUCUGCUUAAGCGCGCAGCUAGAAGUGAGUGCUGGAUUAGUGAAGAGCGUUGAGGCAGGGAAUGUCCAACGAGAAGAAUUGAGUCUACGAUCGCGCCGGACAAUAAAUAACUUGUUUGGAAUAUUAAAACUGUUCGAAGCUGGGCUUAACCGUGUAAUGGUUUUUAUGUGUUUAAAAUAUUAAUUUCACUAAUCGUGCUGGAAAUUACCUCCCCCAGAGUGACAGUUAGUUUCCAUUCUGAUAGUGUAAUUGCCGGUGAAGAUUACCUUCGUGGAAUCACGUAUACGGCGCAAACACUAAAGGGUAUCCCUCUAACCCAUUACCUACAACGAACUCUCCAAGAGAAACGAGGCCCCGGAACGAUACAGUGUUGACCGCGUAUCAAACCAACCAUCUGGAGAGGCAGGUCUUAAAGAUUUGAUGGCGCUGCCGAUGCAGCUGAAGAGGAAUUAGUUCUGCAGGGACGGCGUAGAGGGACGAUAAUCUAACCGAUUUAACGACCUUCACCGGGAACGUGGGACCUUUCGAGGGUGCCCUCUCGUUGGUUGAUGGUUAUCGGGAAGUGGCCGCCGCCACCGACUGGGGCCGUUUAGCUUCCAGAACCGGAGCAGUUGGAGCAGUGGAGAUUUUGUCGGAGCUGGAGAUCGUGUGAGGCAUCGUUAAUCAUGCCUGUUGCAACCAACUUCGACGACAGCCGAGCUGCCGGUAAAGAUGACUCCCAACUGGAACCAAGCUCAGCAGACCAGUGCGAUGUUAGUGGCAGCAGCUCCAAAUAAGGGGCAUCUCCGACGACGCUGGCAACACUGCUGCGUAGGAAUCAAAGCAAAUACCUAGUCUGGGUGGAGAGUUUUACGGGUGGCAAUUUGAGCUAAAGAGCUGUGGCAAUGAGCAAACAUCGACGCUGAACUGUUCAGGGAGUGGUGAAAUGUGGAGUUCCAGCUGAUAUGAGGCCGGUGAUUAAUGGAAACUCCUACCGGGGGGAAGUUUUCACACACAAAGUACGGCUCUAGUAUCAAGAUGGGACCUGCCUAAAAGCGUUACAGACCAAAACAACAGCGCAGUGCCAACUACAGUGCGGAGAUCUACCGAAGUUUCACGUUCGCGCGGGAUGAUACCUGGUGUUUAAAGUUUAAACCGAGAAGAAAGUCGUACCAAGGAAGAGGUUCCAUCUGCCCUAAGGCAGCGUUAGAGUGGCGGUUGUGUGUUGUGUGUGAAAAAUUGUAGGUGCGUGCGUGCGAGUAGGGAACUGGGCUGGAAAACGCUACAGAGCGCUACAGCGUCGAACAAGCUCGAAGAAGAAGUCCGGCAGAUCUACUCCACAUUCGUGCGACUGGCUCAACCCGUAGAGAGCCCUCGGUCCGUGGAAGUAUUAGGCGGAUAAAUAGUUUAUAAAUAAUUGAGAUAAAAAUGCCUUCCGGAUAUCGACCGAAUGGGAUCGUUCAUCCCACUAAUGGCCAUAUAAGUGAAUUUUCCGCUUACGACAACAAAGGAUUCCAAAGCAACGGUAUCCCGAAGGUGCGCUCCUGGAUGAACGGCGGCACCACGGUAGACCACACGCCCUCGACGCUGUCUCGACCCCGCUCAACCGAAAUCAUCUCGACGAAUGGCAUCGGCAACGGGCACACCCUCAACGGUGGCACUACCAUCCCGAACGGGCGCCACCACCACAAUGGGAUCAACGGGCACAACGGCAUCGGCAACGGGGGCGUCAACGGCGGACUGCUCAAUGGGGGUGGGAUGAACGGAGGGCUGGUGACCCGCGGACCGGGUGGACUGCACGAAGAUCUGGAAUUUCCACCGACCACGCGGACGCUCUCGAAGAAGAAGCAGAUUGUGUGGAUGAGACCGCAUGACAUGUGCGGACGACCUCAGUUUCGCAUCUCUCCACCGGGGACUCCGUUGACGGCACGGGAGCUUCCGGAACCGGUCGGACCGGGUGAUCCCAGCCUGCUAGCUGCCCUCGGGUGUUUGUCACAGCUGCCAAGGCUACUGGAAAGGGUUGUUCCUCCGGAGCAGACGUUCGAUACCUCCAACGGUUACUGUGGAAUGUUCAAAUUCCGUUUCUGGCAGUGGGGCAAAUGGAUCGAAGUUCGCGUGGACGACCGGCUACCGACGCGCGGAGAUCGUCCCGCCCACAUGCACUGCGCCCAGCCGGACAUCUUCUGGGCCGCCCUACUGGAGAAAGCUUAUGCCAAAUUGUACGGCGGUUACGCCUUCCUCAAGUUCGGAACGGUGGGACGCGCGCUGCAGGACUUGACCGGAGCGGUUGUCCAGAGCGUACCACCGAGUGGACCCCUGCUGGGAGGGGCCGUCCCGAGGUCAACCUUGCUGGUCGCAAUCAGUGGAGUGGAAAAGGAAACCAAACGGCGUCGAUCGGGCCUGCUGUCGGAGCAUCCCUACAGUGUAACGGGUCUGGCCAGGGUGCGGGCCAAUUCGUCCGAUUCUUCGCAGGCCAGUGGCCAGUCCGGGGACACCAGUUUGAUAAGGCUUCGAAGUCCGUGGAUCGGUGGCGAGUGGGGAGGAGUCUGGUGUGGGGCUUGGUCCGAGCGGAGCUGGGAGUGGAACGCGCUGAACGAGCGGGAUCGUGAACUGCUGUCUUCGCGAUCAUCGAACGACUGUGAGUUUUGGAUGGCGGUAAGUGAGUUUCUCUCGAGAUUCGUGGUUAUCUGGUUGGCGCACAUUGGUCCCGAUGAUUGGGCACUGGAACCUGGACUUCACACGAGAACUCCCUGGAGAGCUGCUCUGGCCGUUCGGCAGUGGCGUGCCGGAUUCAACGCCGGUGGACCACACAAAUUCAUCGAGACUACCGCCACGAAUCCCCAGUUCAGAAUACGGGUCCCAGCUGGACAUCCCGCCAAAGCUCACGUAGUGGUAGCCGUGUCUCAAAAGUACGAAUGCUACCGCAGUCGAAACUACGAGGACGAGGAGAUUGGCUUCACGAUCUACGAGGUACCGCCGGGGAUGCAACGGGUCACGCCGCAGUACGUCAGCGAGCAAAUGCCGCUGGAUUUUGCUCCACUGUCAAACUUGAGGGAAAUUGCAACCUUCUUUGCGCUACCGGCAGGAGACUUUGUAGUCAUGCCCCACUCGCAACAGCAUCGGGAAGGUCGUUUUCUGCUGAGGAUCUUCGCCGAUCAGCACACCGACGUGUGGGAGGUCAACGAAGAAAAUCUGGUCAUUCAGAACAUCGCGGCUGAGUUUUGCGACGAACGGACCAUCGACGCCCGAAUCCUCUACAAACUACGCACCCGCUACCCACACGAAAUCGACGCCACCCAGUUGCAGGCCAUUCUGAAGGCCCACGGUGGAAACAACCGCGGCUUUCGAGGUCUCGGUGGAAUCAACUGUGGCCCCUCGCUGGAACUCUGUCGAGGAAUGCUGGCCCUGCGAGAUCCUGCCCUCGGAGGGCGACUCUCGAUCGAGCACGUCCCGGCCCUCAUCGGACUGAUGCGCUUCUGGAAGGCCGCCUUCCGGCGAUGUGGUCCUUCGUCUUCCGGCACGGCCACCAUCAGUCGCGGCAUUUGGGCCUCGAAGGUUUCGUCGUACUGCUUGCGGGGACUGCUCUGGGCGGGGGGAUCUACCGCGAGCAACAAAGUGCUGGAAGCUCUGGUCAGCCGGUUUACCCGGAGCCGGCAGAUCACCCUGGAGGGGUAUCUGCUGUCGAUGGCGCGACUACAUCUGGCCCAUGAGCGCUACCACAGUUUGGAUGCCAAAGCAAAGGCAAGUCCUUUGUCGUUAGAAGAGAUGAUAUUGAUGACGAUCUACUCGUGAGAGCUACUACUGCAACCAUAAAAAACAACGAGUUGAAGAAGACCAAAGACACCGUGAAGAACCAGGAAAGAUGUAGCCGACAAGUUGGGAAAUAAUGCAAUAUCGAUAUUAUACAAAGUGUUUACACGCACUCCAAGUAAUGCACCGAGAAACGUCUUUUGACUAAACGUUGUGGAACCGAACCGAUUAGGGAGAAAGAUAUGUAUCACUUACUAAAAAGAGCGAGACUUUAAACAGUGAAAAUAAAACGGGAAGUUCUUUACUGACUAACAUUAAAAACGGAAAGUAUUAUUACAUUGGAAAUUUCCUUAAGAGCUAACGUCUAUAUAGUAAUUUAUACAAAUCCUAGUUGUAAGUGCCUGAAGUAACGUGUUAACAUCUAUUUUUAUAGCAAAAGUAUAUAAUAUAUGUUCAGAAUGAUCAGUUGUUAUUAUUGAAAAUAAAUGUUAUUUAAUUGGAAA